CCUUCAUCUUCAUUCCCGUUCUCCCUAGCCCGUGGCCGUCGGAUUCGUAUUACUCAUACCCGCUGCGUCCGUUCGACACACCGUACGCUGCCGUCGUUGUAGUCGCGAGUCCGUGCUGUCGUUGCGUUUUUUAUACACACAUACACCGUUUUGUAACGUAUGAUACGAUAAAUGUGUAUUUUAUAAUAUUUAAUUUAUGCAAUGUGUAUUUAUUUAUUUCAAAACAUUUAUAAAUUGUAAAUGAGAUAAUAUUUUGUUUUAACGAACUUUACCUAAUUGGGUGUAAGCUCUAGCGUGUUUAUCAAAAUAAUUCUUAUCGUGGUUUAAAAUAGUGCGCGAGUGGUUGAUACGCGACUCUUUCUAUUGCUGUUGUUUAGACGUACUGUCGUUGUGCUGCCUAUCAACACCUUACAAUGGAAUAUUACGGACACGAAUCACGGAUUUCACAUUAAGAUCGUAAGACGUGAUGGAUAUCUGCAGCACUAGUCGAGUGUAUUUAUGUGGAAUGAUCUUAAGGAAUCAAGGGUCUCGCACGAUAUUACUACACCUCACUUGAUUGCGAGACUACUUGCAAAGUUUCAGUACGGCAUUAGUGUUCGUCAUAAUGGAACGCGGUCGAAAAUGAUUUCUAGUUGUCCCAUGACUGUUAUGUGAUGGCCAAUAGUGACGCCAGGAUGUGGGGUCACAGUGUGGUGUCUUCGGGUCCAGUCACUGUUACAUCGAUCAAUCUAAUUGCUCCUCAUUUGCCUAAUACACAAAUUACAACUAUUAAAGAAGAACCGCGUGACGGAGUAAUCAACGAAAGGAAAGACGAUGCCAUAGAUGAAGUCGGUUCAGAAUGUGAUAGAGAAGUAAGCAAAAUUGAUUUCUCUGGUGUGACUAUGAGAAGUAAAAAAAUGAGGGCUGUCGAAGAAAAUAUGCCUCGACCAAUGUCUUGGGAAGGAGAGCUUUCGGACACGGAUAUGAAACAAGAUGAAGAUGAUAGGUCCAUGGAUGUACAAACUGGAAAUCAAAAUUAUUUAUUUCCUAAACAAGAAUGUGUAAACAAUCAACAAGAGUCUCCUGCAAAACGUGUGAUUUUUAAAGAUAACAAUUUGAUGGAUCGAGUAAUGGAACAUGUUAAAAGUAAAGUUACUUCGUCAAAUUCUGAAAUUCCAUUGCUUGUUGAUAAACUGUUAGGUGGAGGUUACAGUUCACUAUUGCAAAAUAAGACUAAUGGCGCUAAACAGCAGCCAGUUCAUAUUCCUCCAACUCAAAGUCCAGACUCAGCCAUACACUCAUGUUGCUCACCUGCACAAUCUCCGAUUACUUCUAGACAUAACCCACCAUCUUCUUCAGGAUUUUCUUCACCAUCCACGUUCACACCAUCAUCAUUGUCGAGGAAUAAUAGCGAUGCCUCACAAUAUGGCGGAUCCCAACAUAGCUCAUGUUAUAGUCAAAGUUAUUCAUCAGUAUCUGUUUCACCAACACAAUUUUCACCAUCUCAAUCUCCGAUUCAACCUAGGCAUGUUCAGAGGAAUUUUCAUGAAUAUACAGUUGUUGAAGAAACCAAUGGAUAUGAGGAAAAGAUGUCUGAUAUUGGUCAACAACAUAAUAUAACAUCAGGGAUUUCAAGACAACAAUUGAUCAAUAGUCCCUGUCCAAUUUGUGGUGAUAAGAUUUCUGGUUUUCACUAUGGUAUAUUUUCCUGUGAAAGUUGCAAAGGCUUCUUUAAGCGUACUGUUCAAAAUCAUAAAAACUAUGUGUGUCUUCAUGGUUCUGCAUGCUUGAUUACUAUAGCGACCCGCAAGAAGUGUCCCGCAUGCCGUUUUGACAAAUGUUUAAAUAUGGGUAUGAAACUUGAGGCCAUAAGAGUGGAUCGAACCCGUGGUGGUAGAAGUACAUAUCCAUUUACAUACACAAUACCAACGUCUAAUAUUCAGCCACCGCAAGGUAAUCAACAUACUGGAAUGACCAAUGUUGUAGAUAAUAAGGUCAAGCAAGAAGAGCGUGCGUGUCGGUCUCCUCCUCAAGAAAUGGCCAGACUGAUCCCUCCGUUAUUGCAAGAGAUAAUGGAAGUGGAGCAUUUAUGGACUUAUAAUGAAGGUGCAUUUGAUUCAUCAAAUGCAAGUGGAAGCUCUACGAAUCAUUGUGGUGGUGCCAAAGAACUAGAAAAAAGUCGUCUUAUGGCUGAGAACUCUGGAACGGAUUUUCUCUCAAACUUAUGUAACAUUGCUGAUCAUAGGCUAUAUAAAAUAGUAAAAUGGUGCAAAUCAUUGCCAUUGUUCAAAAAUAUUUCGAUUGAUGAUCAGAUUUCUCUAUUGAUAAAUGCUUGGUGUGAGCUUCUACUGUUUAGUUGCUGUUAUCGAUCAGUUAGUAGUCCUGGCGAGAUAAGAGUUAGUCUAGGUAAAUCAAUAUCACUAGGUCAAGCAAGAGACUUGGGUUUGGCACCCUGCAUUGAACGAAUGUUGAACUUCACUCAACAUUUAAGACGCUUGAGAGUGGACCGCUAUGAAUAUGUUGCGAUGAAAGUAAUCGUGUUGUUAUCAUCGGAUACAAAUGACUUAAAAGAACCAGAAAAAGUUCGAGCAUCUCAAGAGAAAGCAUUGCAUGCAUUACAGCAAUAUACUAUAGCACAUUAUCCAGAAAUGCCAUCUAAAUUUGGAGAACUGUUAUUGAGGAUACCUGAUUUACAACGUACUUGCCAGGUCGGAAAGGAAAUGUUGUCGAUAAAAAGUAAAGAGGAGGGCGAAGGACAAAGUUUUAAUUUGUUAAUGGAAUUAUUAAGAGGUGAUCAUUAAUGAAGGAUCAUAUGGGUGAUCAUAAUAUGUUGUAAUAAAAAUGUCUGUGAAAGUAUUCUAUAAUUAUAAUUAGUAUAAACAAUUAGUUUGGAUCAGGAAUACGUAUGAGUUUGUAGUUGAGAAGUACGUACAGUUAAAAUUUUUUUUUUUUAUAGCAUGAUCGAUAACAAUACUUAUUUAUAUUUUCAUAGACCAAAUUAAAGUCAGAUUUUAUUAUUGUAAUUAUAAUUUAUAUCGGUUAAUUAAAAAAUAAUUUAGAGAUAAGUAAUAAUAUUUAUAAAAAUUAAAUUCAGAACAGUCUGAAUACUGUGAUCUUAUAUAUAAAUAGAAUUAACAUUAUUUUAUAUAUUAUAGUGUGUAUCGUACACAAAUUAUUUCUGAGAAAUAAUGGUAGUUUUCCUAAACAGGGUUUUAAUUUUAAAACAAUCAUUUAUGUUAAACCAUUGUUCAAUCCAAUUAAAAAACUUUGUACUUAAUAAUUCUAUGCGUAUAGUGAUGGGCUUGUUUAUUUUCUAUCUCGCUGUUUUGUACUUAAAUUACAUAUUUUUAACACUUUAAGCAAAUACAAAUAGUAGUAUUAGUACUACAUAAUCUAAUUUUAUUAUUCUGUCAACUUUACCAAAAUUCAUAUUUUUAAGUGUUAAGCCAAAAUAUCUAUUUUAAAUUUAGUAAUGUUAUCUUUAACUAUGUUCAUGUGCAAUAAGUUGUUACCAAAAUUAUAUUUCUGUUUCUUUGUUUUUAUUUAAUUUUUUCAUUCUAAAAUUGUAUUUUGCCCAUCACUCUAAAACAAAUUUGGUAUCACUGCAAUUUUUAUAAUUAGGUGCAUAUUUUUUUUAUAUUUAUUUUAAAUAUAAGCUUAUAUUUUUGUAUGUAGGAUUUUUCUUUGAAUAGGCCAACAGUAAAAUAAAUGUUAGACCGAUUUAAAUAAAUUAAAAAAUAUAUAUUUUUUACUAUACAUUUUUCAAUUAUUUGUUUAUUAAUUACACAAAGCAAUAUUACUAUUUUAAUUGAUGAGUAACUGAAACUAUAUUUGUACAACACCAUAUUUCAGCAUUUGUAAGACAUGACUAAUAAUGAGCA
This is a messenger RNA of Adelges cooleyi (spruce gall adelgid), 3860 nucleotides long. It is a transcript of the gene Hr39, whose product is annotated as nuclear hormone receptor FTZ-F1 beta. Gene Ontology annotation, biological process: tissue development; hormone-mediated signaling pathway; regulation of transcription by RNA polymerase II. The transcript has 11 exons. The coding region runs from base 654 to 2780 and encodes 708 amino acids. The record is from RefSeq and is a predicted model, not a curated record. Gene Ontology annotation, molecular function: zinc ion binding; RNA polymerase II cis-regulatory region sequence-specific DNA binding; nuclear receptor activity. Gene Ontology annotation, cellular component: RNA polymerase II transcription regulator complex. NCBI's taxonomy places the organism in Eukaryota, Metazoa, Arthropoda, Insecta, Hemiptera, Adelgidae.